CGGAUGUAAACAGUAUGGCCGCCAUGGACAGGUCAAUAUGUAAAUUAAGAAAACUUUUCAGUUAUGGAUAAGAAAUAACAUGGCCUAUUUCCCUUCGAUCGGACCAUUUUAUGAUCCUGAAAAAAGAGCAUGAAAUAUAUGAUGGCAGUGAUGGAAGACUGAAAUCUCGACAGUAUCCCCGGGCUCAGCGACAAAACGUCAUAUCGCUCUCGGGGAACGAAAACUCGUCUUCCAGAAUAUCAUCGAGAGACAACGGGGGUUCCGCCAAAGUUGGUGCUAGUUGGACUCCCUAUGUGAACCAGGAGAAGGGGGAUGUUUACUAUGUGGACGUGGAGAGGCCCAACAGGACAGACAAGGCCACAACUGACUCUUAUCUGUACUUCCAGAGAUUUGCACCUGAGUCAGUCAACCAACACAAUGGACACGACAGUACUGAUACUCCCAAGGGAGUCGUGGACUCAAAUCAGAAACACAGUGAUCGAAGCAGUAUAUCUAGUCAAGACAGGCCCCUCAGUGAGAGAGGGAAACUGUCACAGAGAAACCAAAGGAAUGAAGAUGUGCAUAGGAACGAGGAGGUUACUGACUUCCGGCAUUUUGGGAAAGAUGCUGAUGAGAGGAAAAUGUGGAAGGAUGAAAAUUUCAAUGAUAGGACUAGUGGUAGCAGUCAUGGCAGUGGUGGCCAUUUUGUACGUCAUGGUAGCAUGGAUAGUUUUGAAGAAAACAGAGACAUUUCGGAGUCGGUUCAAUCACGAAAAACUUACAAUAUUGAAAGAUGGAAGGAUGUUAUUCUAGUGCCGGAUUUUCGAACAGUGUGUAGAGAUGAUGGUGGGGUGGUGUUGUGUGAGAAACUCUUUGGUAUUGUUUUAUUCCAAUUCAAUCACAAACCAGGUUCAGGAAGGUCACGGAACAGCGAGUCGAGGGAGGUCCUUAAAGACAGAAAGGUUAUAGUUCAGGGGGUGGUGCCCAGAACAGCUGCUGAAAGGUCUGGGAAGAUACACAGAGGUGACAUGUUGAUCUCAGUGAAUGAUAGUGAAGUUACAUGGCUAAAUAUUGACAAGCUCUUCCAGGUUAUCAAGCCAAAAAAGAAUGUGAAGCUGACCAUUCAGUCCCCCGUGAUUGUCGGCCCCAAGCCGCCAGUCCACCCUCGAACACGCUUCCCCCGACAUGACAUCUACAAACGUGUCACUGGCUGUAGUGUCAAGGAAGGACAGAGGAGCCUGAGUGCUGCCACCUACACUCUGCUGUAUCUCACCUUGACCGAGGCAUCAGAUGACUCCGGUUCCACAAUGGACGAUGUUGUCUACAUGUAUCCACCAGAGAACAACAAGCUGAUCGGUAUUCGGGGUCUGUUCCUCACCAUCAACUCGUCGCUAGUUGAUGUCACUAAUUUUAAGGCUAAAAACUCUUCCGUCCUGCAUCAAAGUGAAGUCAUUCAUCUUGCCUACAGCUCUGAGAACAAAGAUGUGCUGGUUCUUGGCCUUCCAGCUGACAGAGUGCCGCUUGCCCUUUUGAACCAGUUGAUGGAAGACCUAGUCAAGCUGCUCAAGUUUAUGUUUGGAGGCCUAGGCCGAGCGUUUCGAGACUGUGAUAAGGAGCAGCUAGACCAGCUGUUUGCCCUGACGUUUCACCAACUCCUCACACCACAACCUGCACACCUCUCUCCAGUCAAUGAUCUCCCGUCUAGCUCCAAGUUUUUGUCAUCCCUCUCUGCAGUCCGCAGUCUGCAUCUGGCUCAAGAUCAGGAGCUCAUUUGUGAUGAAAUACUCAGUGAAUUUGAAGCAGCCGAUUUUGAUGAGUUUAUGGAAGAUGAAGAACUGAACAACAGAAGAGCAUAUACAAUUCUUGGUACAAGUCUGUUUUACAAGUGCUACCAGUUAUGCUCACACUUGCCAAGUGAAGACUCAGAGACCUUCACCUCUUUCUCCGACAUCAGAGCCUCCUUGACCUUGUGUCAGCCUGCACUCAUUUGUGAUGAAAUACUCAGUGAAUUUGAAGCAGCCGAUUUUGAUGAGUUUAUGGAAGAUGAUGAACUGAACAACAGAAGAGCAUAUACAAUUCUUGGUACAAGUCUGUUUUACAAGUGCUACCAGUUAUGCUCACACUUGCCAAGUGAAGACUCCAGAGACCUUCACCUCUUUCUCCGACAUCAGAGCCUCCUUGACCUUGUGUCCCUGCAGUCCGUGGAUGAGAUCGUUGUGUGGCAGGAGGUGUGGCCGACUUACCGCCACCCUGGCACGCACGGCUACCCCACCCCCAAGGGCCGGCACUUCCUCCUGGUUGUUGGCAUGAAACACUUCCUGCUGGGGUGCCUGCUGGAGAUGGGAGGGUGCACUCAGUGGGGGCCGGGGAAGAUGGCCCCCCAUCCCCUGUAUGUAGACCAGGCCAAGGCCACACUGCUGCAGCUGGAGACUGACGAUGUCACCAUGGCCGAGUGGUGUGAUGAAAGAAUACUGUCUGAUGCAGGAAGUGUAUCUCUAGUUGGAGCUGAGCGUUAUUUGAGAUCCAAGAGUUCCAGGGAAGAGUCCAUCUUGAUGUCCCCUGUCAAACCCAUCGCUCACCAAAGAGUGUCCCGAGUCCUCUCAAGUCCUCUGUGGAUGGUGGUGUGUUCAAGUACCGCUCCAGUCCUCUUGCUGACAGAAAGCCAGGUAGCGAGGGUGACCCCAGUGAUGACCAGGCAGGGCAGCAAACUCUCCUACGGAUCCAAUGACUCUGGAGGAAGUGGCAGCAGUACCGGUGCUCCAAGGAGUAAAUCUAGUCGGAAGAGUUUCCAAAAUGACAUGUCGAGUAUCAGCAAGAGUCUGUCUGCUUUACAAGUGGAGGAGCUGCCUAUACAUGGAGGCCAUGCCAAAAUUACACGUGGUGGUGAGAAUGUGUUGUUCCACUACGUGCAACUGUACGACCUCGAGGGGGUGUAUGUGACUCCGUCGGACUACGAGCUGGCCUCGGUGCAGGGGGCCAUCCACUGUCAGCUGCUGGACAACUUCUACCGCUGCUCGCUACACAUUCGGAAACUCUUCACAGAGCAGAAGCAGGUCAAGGAGCUGCAGCUAUGUACAUUGCCACAUCCCCGGUUCGGUGUGAGCAAUACCCUGGAGGACCUGGAGGAACAUGGUGUGAUGUUCAAACACGCGUACCUCACAUCUCCAGAGGCAAAGAAGAACACCACUGUCCUCUGCUACUGGGUGGUUGGUCGGCAGUUCCCUCUACCUGAUCAGCGAGAGUUGUAUGUUUGUUUCCACGAGUCAGUUACACAGAGUCUGGUAGAGGUUGCCUUUAACCUGGGCUUCGGUGUCCUGGGUGUUACUUGAUGAUGCUGGAUCUGCCCAGAACUGAUGUCAACAUCCUCAUCCUGAAGAGGAAGCAGGAUCUCGUCACAGGAGUGUGUGUGUCAGAGACUGUUGCCCCACAGGAGUGUGUGUGUCACAGGAGUGUGUGUGUCAGAGACUGUUGCCCCACAGGAGUGUGUGUGUCAGAGACUGUUGCCCCACAGGAGUGUGUGUGUCAGAGACUGUGUGUGUGUCAGAGACUGUUGCCCCACAGGAGUGUGUGUGUGUCAGA
Molecule: messenger RNA, 3558 nt
Organism: Haliotis rubra (blacklip abalone)
Lineage: Eukaryota; Metazoa; Mollusca; Gastropoda; Lepetellida; Haliotidae
Product: protein inturned-like
Exons: 23
Coding region: 111-3308 (1065 amino acids)
Biological process (GO): nervous system development; establishment of planar polarity; cilium assembly
Cellular component (GO): cilium; cytoplasm
Molecular function (GO): protein binding
Source: RefSeq, a predicted model, not a curated record